AUGCCACUCGUCAUAAAGAGACUCAAUAGACCAAACAAUUUCAUAGAGGCAUUCGUGAUUCCUGUGAAUCUGGGUAAUGGAGCGAAAGAGGACUGCCUAGUGGUUGGGAAAAGAGAUGUCGUUGAGCUCUAUACGUUACACGAGGAUCUGAAGUCGUUGGUGCUGAGGAAGACGAUACCUUUGUUUGAGCUGAUCUUGGACAUCAAGCCGUUCUUACCUAUUGGCUGCACGGAUUACUGGCUUGCCGUCUCUGUUGACACCGACAUUCUCAUACUUUCCUUGGAGGAUAACAACAGGUUUGAUAUCAUCAUAGAGAGAUUACCCUUGAACAAGGAGUUUGAAGGCGCUAGAAAUCCAGAAACACGCUCGCUGUGUGUGGAGUCGUCCAAGUUUCUCUCAACGCUGACUUCGGACGGUUCAGUAGUGAUCUAUCCUGUCAAUAGGCCUAAAAACCUGGAUAAUUUUGAGAAGGCACAGGAUUUACAAAGGUCGUUUAAUUGGACACAAGGGAAGGUGAAACUCUUCAAAGAUCCAGUGUCGUUCACUCUGUCAAUGUCCCAUGGAAGAACAUGCCUUCCCGUGGAUUGUAUCGACGCCGUUCAUGAAGAUAAUACACACGUUACAUUUUCCGUGCUGUAUCACGAUGAAUUGUACGAAUACCAUCAUUCGUACUUUACAUGGGACACAGAGUACUGUCUUGAACAAUUUGACGAGCUAGACUUUGAAGCAAACGAUGGCAUACGAUUUCGUGAGAAGGUGAGCCCUAUAGCUUUGCCAUUUUGUAUCAACAUGGGUACACUCUUUGUUGGGAAAUCUGGGUUAUACCUGAGAAAUUACAAACGUGUGGUACCUCAUAUUACCAUAUCCGUGGGCAAUAAAGACAAGGAUCUAAGUGUCAUUGGUCUUAGCCAUAAUCCCGUGGUGAAGAAGAAGUACAAGAAACUGGAAAUCUCAACGGCUGUCGUGAUUAACCCAAAUGAUGUCAAGUGCACAAGAAUAAUCUUGAUAUCCAAAAAGGGUGAUGUGUAUUUGACUGAGUUGAAGUUCCACAUCGCCAAUGAUGACUCAGGGUAUCCAGACACCAUUGAAGUACAAUCUUGGACCACUCACAAGCUCCAGGGUAAGCUGUACAAUGCCCAACGAGUUGUCAAGCUUAAGGAUAACAUCUUUGCAGUACAGUCAAGACAGAGAGGAUUAGGGCUGUUCUCAAUCGAUAUGGAGCAGCUGAGACUCACAGAGCUUUUCAAUGAGAAGGCACUCUCUGCAGUGUUAGAUAUUUCAAUGACUAAUACAACUGUCCCUAAGAUACAAGCGGUUGGCGGAGGGCCCGUGACAGAAGGUAUCAUCAGUACAUGGUAUAAAGGGUUCCAAAGUAAGAUGUUGAAUGAAAGAAAAACAGCAUUGGAACCUGGAAUUCUUAACUGCUGGAGUAUUGACGAUUAUUUCCUUGUGAAACAGCUAGAUAGCACAGUCAUAUUGAAACAAACAAAUCGAACAUUCGAAGAAACACAUGACCUGGAUGCAGUUCUUGAUGUUGAUGGGGAGAUUUUGGAUGUCCAAAGGAACUCCAGUGGAAAUCUGAUGUGUAUCACUACAAAGGGGAUAUAUCAAGAUGGGGUUCGUAUCCAAGCCGUAGACGUUGUUCACGGUGUCUUUUCACAGUAUGGCAAUGCCGUGUACUGUACGUCCAAAUCCAUUUAUUUUAGAUCCCAUCAUUAUAGAGUUAACAUUGACGAAGUGUCUUGUUUAUCCUAUCUUGAACAAGGGACCACUUCUUUAGUCUGUGUUGGAGACUGGAAAGGUGAUGUCAAGGUGAUAAUACCGGAUAAACCAACUCAGAAGCUCUCUUUUGGAACUGCCAUAUCCUCGAUUCUGGGGAAGGUAAUUGGAGGUGAAACUAUGAUGCUUAUCGGUACUUCACAUGGUGAUUUGUAUACGAUUCGAAACGGAGAGCGAAACAAGUGGAAUAUUGGAUCUUCACCUGUUUCAUUGACAGACUGUGACGACUUUGUACUAGUAUACAACGCUGAGUGUGUGCUUAAAUUUGUUUUCGACGAUACAUGGAACUGUUCUGCCAGGGGAUACAUUCAGAUAACUCCUCCAGAAUUGAUAAAGUAUACCAAUGGGCAGAUCUGGACCUUAAGUGACGGUGCUAUUGGUGUAUUACACAUUGAUAAGGAGCUCAUGACGUUGAAGCACGAGCUACAGCUACCUCGAUUGGUACGGAAAUGUAUUAAAUUCAAAAACUUUAUGAACUUGUCACUCUUUGUCACAUUGACACAACUACCAUCUAAGCUAUAUGAGGAUGAAUUGGACUUUCAGUGUCAAUUGGAGGUUAUAGAGAACAAUACCUUCAAGACAGUCUCAACUUAUAAGUUACCAAGGGGUGUUGAGGUUACUGACGCUGUGAAUCUGGCGUAUAGAAACGAUGUUAUCUCUACAAUGAACGAACCACCAAUCAACUUUGGAGUGGAGAGCUUCUUAUCACAGUGCUUUGCCAUUAGUUGUUUGCACCAUACGGAAGAUAUGAAAGGCUCACCGAUUGAAAUAUUUUCUGUUGACCAAGACGGGAAAUUGGAACGUAUUGCAACUGCACCAUCUUCUGGGAUACAGUAUUACUGCCUAACUUCCCAUGCGAAUCGUCUUUUGAUAGCUGGAGGCACAAGGGUUUGUGCCUAUCAGAUUGACUAUAGUUUGGAGCAUUCCAAGUUCACCCUUCAACGAGUUACAGAGUUCUUACGCCCUGAGCACUAUACGUCACACGUUACCAGUGUUGGUCCGGAUGUUAUCAUCACAGACGCAUUAGCAUCAACAAAGUACUACAAGUUAGAGGUCUUGGAUGAACCUGAUAACGAGGUGUUUUUGAGAUGGGUGAAUGUCGAGUAUGCGUAUGGAUUCAAUAAUAUGUUCACCGUUGCAUUGGAUGUAUUUUAUGAUCUUGAACUAGGAGCAGACUCUUAUGGAGGUAUCGGAACAGGCUCUGCGGGUGCUGAUAGACUUGGAGUCUACAGUAAUGCUGGAUAUGUACUACCUGAUGAGAUUAACGUCAUCAAGGCCAUUGAGAGGUCAAAAGCGUUGAUAUCUCAGAAGGAUCUACAUCGCUUGAUGGAAGAUAAAGGAUUAAAACAUAUCGAGUCGAUACCACUUUUCCUACUUGGCUCAGCUUCCGGAGGGAUGUACUCUUUGACUUUUAUUCAAAGUCAAGAGGUUAUAGAAGCCACUAGGGCAAUACUUGAGUCCAAAGUACAGGAAAUAGUGUACGCUGGUUGGAAGUGUGAAACGCUCUUUGACUAUGAAACUGGCGAAGUUACGACGGAUGGCUAUAUCAUUGAUGGUGAUUUAGUGGAGAUGCUGGAGAAGAGCCUAGGUGGAUCUCUUCUCAGUAAUCUCUUUGAAAGGCAUUGCAGUCUACUAUAG
Molecule: messenger RNA, 3417 nt
Organism: Williopsis jadinii
Lineage: Eukaryota; Fungi; Ascomycota; Saccharomycetes; Phaffomycetales; Wickerhamomycetaceae
Gene: MLO127
Product: Mlo127p
Exons: 1
Coding region: 1-3417 (1138 amino acids)
Molecular function (GO): protein binding
Source: RefSeq, a predicted model, not a curated record